AUGGCGGCAGGGGCAGUUAUUUCUGCUAUUGUGGAGAACCUUUUAGGGAGCUUGAGCUCUCUGAUCGGCCGUGAGAUUGCACUAAUAUAUGGUGUCAAUUCAGAACUGAAAAUUCUCAGCAGGAGGUUAUCAACAAUUCAAGCCGUGCUUCAAGAUGCAGAGGAGCAGCAAAUCAACAAGCCAGCUGUGAAAAUUUGGCUCCAGAGUCUCAAGGAUGCGGCUUACGAUGCAGAAGACGUAUUGGACGAGUUCCUGACAGAAGCUCUUCGUCGCAAAAUGGACAAUCGCGCGAUGACAAAGGUAAGCAACAUCUUCUUACGCUCUAGAAUGGGUCAUAAAAUUAAGAGGGUUAUGGAAAAAAUAGACAGAAUUGCAGCUGAAAGGUCUCAGUUUAAUUUGAGGGAGUCUGAAGUGAACAGAAGAGUUGAAAACAUAGAGGGACGAGAGACUGAUUCCUUUGUGAUUGAAUCAGAAGUUUAUGGAAGAGAUGAAGAUAAAGAGAAGAUUGUAAAAAUGCUAAUCAGCAGUGGUGACGAAGCUGAUGAUGUCUCAAUCAUAGUCAUCCCCAUCGUUGGCAUGGGGGGACAAGGCAAGACAACAAUUGCUCAGCUAGUAUACAAUGAUGACAGAGUAAAAGGGUACUUUAACCUACGAAUGUGGAUCUGUGUUUCUGAUGAUUUUGAUGUAAAAAAGCUUGUAAGAUCAAUUAUAGAAUCUGCUACGGCUGGUGCUAAAUGUGACAUCUCAGACAUGGAUCCAUUGCAGCAUCGCCUACAAGAGGUGUUGUGGGGGAAGCUAUUUUUACUCGUUCUAGAUGAUGUAUGGAAUGACGAUCAUGAGAAAUGGGAUAGAUUGAGAAAAUAUUUGAUGUGCGGAGCAAGAGGAAGCAAAAUCAUGGUAACUAGUCGCAGUUACGGAGUGGCAGAGAUAAUGGGCACAGUGGAACCAUACACUCUAGGGGUUUUAUCUGUGGAAGACUGUUGGUCCUUAUUCAGGAAAAGAGCUUUUAGGGACAGAGGCGAAGAAGAGGCUAAUCCAAAUCUGGUGACUAUAGGAAAGGAGAUCGUGAGUAAGUGUGGAGGACUACCGUUAGCUGUAAAAGCUCUAGCUGGUCUAUUGAGGUGUAAGAAAGAAGAGAAAGAAUGGUUGUCAGUUAGAAACCACAGGAGUAGUUUAAUCGAAGAUGGAAGUGGAAUCUUACCUGCCCUGAAAUUGAGUUACAAUAGUCUCCCAUCACCCAUGAAACGAUGUUUUGCUUUUUGUGCAUUGUUUCCUAAGGACUACAAAAUUCCAAAGAAUACUCUAAUUCAGUUGUGGAUGGCGCAUGGCUUUAUUCCAGCUGAGUUGUCAUCCGCAGGGAAAGAGGUAGAGGAUGUUGGAAAUGAUUAUUUUAAUGACUUUCUAAGGAGGUGUUUUUUUCAAGAUGUCGUGAAAGAUGAAUCUGGAAAUAUUAAGGAAUGUAAGAUGCACGACCUAGUGCACGAUCUUGCUGGAUCUAUUGGUGGGAAAGAAUGCAUGACUAUGGAUGUUGGGAAUGAUAAUUGGAUGGAAAGUAUUCAUAAAAGGAUUUAUCAUGCGUCAAUUUACUGUCGUUAUAAUAAUAAUAGGGAACCAGUAGAAGUUUUCACAGCGCUCCACAAGACACAGAAUCUACGAACAUUGCUUCUUUUGCACCAUUAUGGGGAGUUUCUUCGACCACUUGGUUGUUCCUUAAGAUUUAAGGGAUUACGUGUGCUUGAUUUACAUUAUACAAAUAUUAAGAGGCUGCCCAUUUCCAUCACUCAUCUUAAACAUCUACGGUAUUUAAACCUCUCUCACACUCCUAUUAGGAAACUUCCAACCACCUUUACCUCCCUCCAAAAUCUACAAACCUUGAAGCUCUUAUAUGCUUAUCGCCUUGCAGAGAUGCCACGAGACUUGAGAAAGAUGGUUAACCUCAGGCAUCUUGAAUUUUUUGGUACAUACGUGAAUAAGAUGCCAUUAAGGAUGGGGCAACUAACAGGGMUACAAACGUUGACAAGGUUUAUUGUUGGUAAAGAGAUAGGUAGGACAAUAACAGAGUUAAAGGACCUAAAUAACCUCCGAGGUCAGAUUAGGAUUGAAAAACUGGAAAAUGUGAGGAGUGCAAGUGAAGCAGAGACAGCCGACUUGAAGAACAAGCCAAACCUAUGUGGGUUGGAAUUACGUUGGGAAGACGAUAAUUUGGGAGAAGAAGAGGUGGGGGUGGAGGGUGUGAUAGAAUGCCUUGAGCCACAUCCGAAUUUGAAAAAAUUAAAGGUAGAAGGAUAUCCAAGACCAGAGAUUCCAAGCUGGAUGUUACUACUACCAAACCUUGUUACACUAGAAUUAGUGGAUUGCAAAAAAUUGGAAUCUCUCCCGCCUUUGGGAAAAUUGCACAACCUCAAUGUGCUCCAUAUUCAAGGGCUAGACGCAGUUACCCACAUGGGUAAUGAAUUGUUGUAUGGUUCUGAUGAUCGCAUUAAUGAAGGCARCAGGGCAACAGUGGCAUUUCCGUCACUGACCAAUUUUACAAUAACACAUAUGGCCAAUUUGGAAGAAUGGUUGUUUUUCCCCAUGAAUAACAGCAAUGAUGACAAUGAACAUGAGCAACGACAAGUAGCAGUAGUUUUAUUGUUUCCUCGCCUUAAAUAUUUGAACAUCUGGGAUUGUCCUAAACUGGAGUUUUUGCCAGAGUGGAUUGACUGUUUGGUAUCGCUUCGAAGGCUCACCCUUUUCCAUAAUCCAAAUCUUCGGAAUCUUCCGAUAGCAAUUCAACAUCUUCACUCGCUUCAAUCAUUAGAGAUCCAUGAAUGUCCCCAGUUAAGGAUACAAUGUGAUAAGGAGCGAGGUCCAGAUUGGCAUAAAAUAGCUCAUAUUCCAGACGUUCGUAUACAUUAG
This is a messenger RNA of Nelumbo nucifera (sacred lotus), 2898 nucleotides long. The record is from RefSeq and is a predicted model, not a curated record. NCBI's taxonomy places the organism in Eukaryota, Viridiplantae, Streptophyta, Magnoliopsida, Proteales, Nelumbonaceae.